Thermothelomyces thermophilus ATCC 42464 is the source of this 499-nucleotide messenger RNA. RefSeq lists its product as uncharacterized. The transcript has a single exon. The record is from RefSeq and is a predicted model, not a curated record. The coding region runs from base 30 to 230 and encodes 66 amino acids. Lineage: Eukaryota; Fungi; Ascomycota; Sordariomycetes; Sordariales; Chaetomiaceae.
GGGUCGUCCUCUCUUUCUUCCAGUUCAGGAUGGCCGGGAGUGCUCUCGUCAUCAACCAUAUCGCCAUCGUCAACGUCAUCGUCGUCGGUGUUCAUCGUCGUCGGAAGAUCUGGCUUGGCUUCUCUGGGUGUUCCCUGCUGUUGGUGCUAGUAACUUCCAAUCCCAAACCAGCACGCCCGCCCGAUCGCCACCUGCUCCUCAACCCUGUCGUGACGUUCCAGGCUUGCUGAGGAGCGCCAUCGUCGUCUGCUCCUGCGUCUCGCAUAACGACCGACCGCCUGCGCACGCAUCCUCGUCCCGCCCGCCGAACCCAGGCGCCGUUGGUUCGGUAAUAGCAGUAGCAAGACAAGUUCGAUCCCUUUACUUCCGCUGACGACGGCAAUCCGACGCUGGGGCAGAGGUGGAAGGUAGCAUAGCUUCGGCGGCGCGGUCUGGGGUCCCGAGCGGGAUACGCUUCUGUCGCUGUCGGCUGCCUACCCUGCGCAGAGUAAUCCUCCAG